Sphaeroforma arctica JP610 is the source of this 777-nucleotide messenger RNA. RefSeq lists its product as hypothetical. The record is from RefSeq and is a predicted model, not a curated record. The transcript has a single exon. Lineage: Eukaryota; Ichthyosporea; Ichthyophonida. The coding region runs from base 1 to 777 and encodes 258 amino acids.
AUGAAGCAAAUUAGCCCGGUGAAGCGCAGGAUAGGCCGCACGAAGCCUGUGCCUCAAGUGGCUCCUUACGAGAAUGUAAACAUUACGCGCAGAGAGCGAUUGCUGAAGAACGCUCGAAACCAAGCCCAGACAAUUCCGACUCCUGAUAAGAUGCCGGCUGAUGGUCCGGAUUGGUAUCAGGAAUCGACAACUUUGGUGAAAUCGCCUGGUAGAAUGUUUUUGGACCCAGCGGACUUACAUUUGGACAUGGCUACUCCUCAAAAUUUGUCAUUUUCGGCGAAGCGGUUCUUUGAGGCAUUUUGCAGAGCGAUGAAAUCUCCACGCCAACAGCCUACUCACGGUCAAGUGGCAGCGAAUUUAUUCAGGGACAAAUCACAACAGCAUCGUCGUCCGCAAUCUCCAGGAGAAAGGAAGGAGAAAUGCCAGGAUAAAGCAAAUGUACCUAUCGAUACGCUUGCAUACCGUAAGCACUUUUCUGUUCACCACGAUCGCUAUCUAGAAGACCCGCAUUAUAUGAAACGGUGUAAGAUAUCGUCACCUACUGAGGCGUGCAUUACUGAAUCUACCGCGGCAGAGAUGAAAAGGCAGGUAUUCCUUCUCACCCAAAAUACGACGCAAGCAGAAGCUGAGGGCCGCACCGAGGACGCUCGUUCGUUGAAGGGCUUAAUUCGCACAACUAACGAGACACUGAAGACUUGCUCAAUAAUGAUAGAUAGACGGAUACCCAAGAAAAGGCCACCUAAACCACAGGGCAGCUAUUAUUUGGAAAAUUCGUAG